Oryctolagus cuniculus (rabbit) is the source of this 4519-nucleotide messenger RNA. The record is from RefSeq and is a predicted model, not a curated record. NCBI's taxonomy places the organism in Eukaryota, Metazoa, Chordata, Mammalia, Lagomorpha, Leporidae.
AGGUGUGGAGAGGUGGUUGAGCCCUGGCCAGGGAUCCCCGGCCCCACCCCGGGUGUCUGACAGCCGGGCCCGGUGCUGGGUACACGGUUACUGCCUGGAAGGCUCCGGUCUCCUUCCUUCCGGCCUAAUACCUUCUCUCGGGGAUGUGAUGGAGCCCAGGGCCCAUGCUGUUUCGCCUGGGCCUUGGUGUGGACACUGCUGGGGAUGCCUGGAGAGUGGUUGGCACUCAUCAGGAGGUGGAAAGGGGGUAUAAGCUGCUGUGCCCUGGGCGAGAAUGGAGUAGGGCAUAAUGGCAGCCACAGGCAGGAGGCAGAGGCUGAGGAGGCCAGCCUGCUGGGCCUUGAUGGCUGUGCUCUUGGCAGACCUGUUGGCACUGAGUGACACGCUGGCAGUGAUGUCCGUGGACCUGGGCAGCGAGUCCAUGAAGGUGGCCAUCGUCAAACCUGGAGUGCCCAUGGAAAUCGUCUUGAACAAGGAAUCUCGGAGGAAAACCCCGGUGAUGGUGACCUUGAAAGAAAAUGAGAGAUUCUUUGGAGACAGUGCAGCAGGCAUGGCCAUCAAGAACCCCAAGGCCACCCUGCGUUACUUCCAGCACCUCCUGGGGAAGCAAGCAGACAACCCACAUGUGGCUCUUUACCGGGCCCGUUUCCCGGAGCACGAGCUGAGCUUCGACCCCCAGCGGCAGACUGUGCACUUCCAGAUCAGCCCGCAGCUGCAGUUCUCACCCGAGGAGGUGCUGGGCAUGAUUCUCAACUACUCCCGCUCCCUGGCUGAAGAUUUUGCUGAGCAGCCCAUCAAGGACGCGGUGAUCACCGUGCCGGCCUUCUUCAACCAGGCCGAGCGCCGGGCGGUGCUGCAGGCUGCUCGCAUGGCCGGCCUCAAAGUGCUGCAGCUCAUCAACGACAACACUGCCACCGCCCUCAGCUACGGCGUCUUCCGUCGAAAAGACAUCAACACCACCGCCCAGAACAUCAUGUUCUAUGACAUGGGCUCAGGCAGCACCGUGUGCACCAUCGUGACCUACCAGACGGUGAAGACAAAGGAGGCCGGGAUGCAGCCACAGCUGCAGAUCCGGGGCGUGGGGUUUGACCGCACGCUAGGCGGCCUGGAGAUGGAGCUCCGGCUGCGGGAGCACCUGGCCGGGCUUUUCAAUGAGCAGCGCAAAGGCCAGCGAGCAAAGGACGUGCGAGAGAACCCGCGGGCGAUGGCCAAGCUGCUCCGUGAGGCCAACCGACUCAAAACCGUCCUGAGCGCCAACGCCGACCACAUGGCCCAGAUCGAGGGCCUGAUGGACGACGUGGACUUCAAAGCAAAAGUGACCCGAGUGGAGUUCGAGGAGCUGUGCGCCGACCUGUUCGAGCGGGUGCCCGGGCCCGUUCAGCAGGCCCUCCAGAGUGCCGAGAUGAGUUUGGAUGAGAUUGAGCAGGUGAUCCUGGUGGGCGGGGCCACUCGGGUCCCCAAAGUUCAGGAGGUGCUGCUGAAGGCCGUGGGCAAGGAGGAGCUCGGGAAGAACAUCAACGCGGACGAGGCGGCUGCCAUGGGGGCCGUGUACCAGGCAGCUGCCCUGAGCAAAGCCUUCAAGGUGAAGCCGUUCGUCGUCCGGGACGCCGUGGUCUACCCUAUCCUGGUGGAGUUCACCAGGGAGGUGGAGGAGGAGCCCGGGGUCCGCAGCCUGAAGCACAAUAAGCGCGUGCUCUUCUCCCGCAUGGGGCCCUACCCUCAACGCAAAGUCAUCACCUUCAACCGCUACAGCCACGAUUUCAACUUCCACAUCAACUACGGCGACCUGGGCUUCCUGGGGCCUGAGGAUCUUCGGGUGUUUGGCUCCCAGAAUCUGACCACAGUGAAGCUGAAAGGUGUGGGAGAGAGCUUCAAGAAGUAUCCCGACUAUGAGUCCAAGGGCAUCAAGGCCCACUUCAACCUGGACGAGAGCGGGGUGCUCAGUCUAGACAGGGUGGAGUCUGUGUUUGAGACAGUGGUGGAGGACAGUCCAGAAGAGGAAUCUACUCUCACCAAACUCGGCAACACCAUUUCCAGCCUGUUCGGAGGUGGCGCGACACCAGAUGCCAAAGAGAAUGGUACUGACUCGGUCCAGGAGGAGGAGGAGAGCCCUGCUGAGGGGAGCAAGGACGAGCCUGGGGAGCAGGCAGAGCUCAAGGAAGAAGCAGGGGCCCCCCGAGAGGAUGCCUCUCCGCCCCCACCCCCUGCGCCUGAGGGGGACACAGGCCCUGAGGAGGCAAAGGCAGCAGAAAAGGAAGAUGGGGACAGAUCUGAGGCACCGAAGCCAGGCGAGAAGGGGGAGGCAGGGCCCGAGGGCGCCCCUGCAGCCCCCCAGGAAGAGAAGAAGCAGAAGCCCGCCCGGAAGCAGAAGAUGGUGGAGGAGAUCGGGGUGGAGCUCGUCAUUCUGGACGUGCCUGACUUGGCAGAGGCCGAGCUGGCCCGCUCAGUGCAGAAGCUCGAGGACUUGACGUCGCGAGACCUGGAGAAGCAGGAACGGGAGAAGGCUGCCAACAGCUUGGAGGCUUUCAUCUUUGAGACGCAGGACAAGCUGGACCAGCCCGAGUACCAGGAAGUGUCCACCGAGGAGCAGCGCGAGGACAUCUCGGGGAAGCUCAGAGCCGCGUCCUCCUGGCUGGAAGACGAGGGCUUUGGGGCCACGACUGCGAAGUUGAAGGAGAAGCUGGCGGAGCUGAAGAAGCUGUGCCAAGGGCUGUUUUUUCGGGUAGAAGAGCGCAAGAAGUGGCCUGAACGACUGUCGGCCCUCGACAAUCUGCUCAACCAUUCCAGCAUGUUCCUCAAGGGAGCCCGGCUCAUUCCAGAGAUGGACCAGAUCUUCACGGAGGUGGAGAUGACCACGUUGGAGAAAGUCAUCAAUGAGACUUGGGCCUGGAAGAAUGCGACGGUGGCCGAGCAGGCCAAACUUCCCGCCACAGAUAAGCCUGUGCUGCUCUCAAAAGACAUCGAGGCCAAGAUGAUGGCCCUGGACCGCGAGGUGCAGUACCUGCUCAAUAAGGCCAAGUUUGCCAAGCCGCGGCCCCGGCCCAAAGACAAGAACGGGACCCGGACAGAGCCUCCCCUCAAUGCCAGUGACAGUGACCAGGGGGAGAAGGUCAUCCCUCCAGCAGGCCAGACGGAGGAUGCGGAGCCCAUCCCCGAACCUGAGAAAGUGGAAGCGGCAGAAUCGGAACCAGCAAGCCCAGAGACUUUGGAGUUAGGAGGUCCGGGAGCAGCAUCAGAACAGGAGCAGCCAGCGCGGCAGAAGCAGCCUGUGAAGAAUGAUGAGCUAUAACCCCCACCUCACGGCCCUGUUUGUCACCACCCCCUUCUCCUGCCACCUCUAUUUAUUAAACAUCGAUGGGGGAGGGGGUCGGUCCUGCCCUGGGGGCUCCUUUUCUCUCACUUGCAGCUAGAGUGUGGAGAAGGGGAAGGAGAGGCCAGCUCACCGGCUCCUUCUGGGAUAGCUCUGAGGUUAAAGCCAGAACUUGUCUGCCGCCUGCUCCCACCCCGGCUCCCUGCCCACCCAGGCCCUACACUGGGGAAUAAUCACUAUUAGGUCUUAAGGCUUUGCCUGCAGGUAGGCGAGAGAACGGCCACAGUGGCUGACUGGGCCUGGAGGUAGGGAGGGCAUCCUGGGACAUGGGGGAGUGUCCAGUCCUCUCUGGUCAUCCCGCCCUCCCUCCUUCCCCUCCCCCCAUGAAACCCAUGUCCCGCUGGGCCAGUCUGCACAGCCUCAGUUACCAGCCUUGGUUUCUGAGUCUCUGCCCCUUCCUCCCUCCAAGGUCUUCCCAUCCCCGCCCCCCACCCCAUGCAUUUUCUUGGCUUCCUGGUGCAGGUUGGGUAGUUCUCUGCCCCUUGCCCAAAGCCUUCCAUCUGGACUGACUGAAGGAAAUCUGGAAGUAUUCCGCUCUCACGGAUGACCCUUACUGGCCAGAGGAGGCAGAGAGAAAGGGGAGGGGGAGGUGUGUGACAGCCCCGGAAAGCCUGUGGAGUGGUCAGUGUGGGAAACCAGCAUCGUGCAAGCCCUCAAAACCUGCAUCUUCCCCGGAGGCUGGCCGCCCUGGGGCCUGCGCCCACCUGCCUCCCCUCCUGCUGCUCUGCCCCUGCCCCCCGGGCUGACCAAAUGUGCUUGCUACUGUGAGCCCCUAUGCUGAGACCCUGGGGCUUGGAGAGCCCACGGUGUGAAUGUAAACACAGCACCUCACUCUUGGAGGCAGGCUUUGCGGGUGGAGGAAGAGGGCGGGCGGCCUUCCUCCAUGCAUUGCUCUGCUGGGGUAGGGGCAGGAGCUGGAGCAGCCUCCUGCGCUCCGGGACGAGGGUGAACCGGGUUGUGUCAGUCAUUCUGUCUUUUUUGUCCUUUUUUUUUGUUUUUGCCACAUUGGCAGAAAAGGUCCCCCCACCCCCUUCUGUAUGUUCGAGUUCUUUCAUUAGCAGUUGAGGCUGGUUGGACAGGUUUGAAUCAAAUUGUACUUUGCUCCAUUGUUAAUUGAGAAAUUGUUUCAAUAAAAUAUUCUUUUCUAUA